AUCUGGGUUUGAAGGCAUUAAUUAUGGGUUCCGAAUCAACGCCCACUCUUCCAAUUCUAGAUUUCUCCAAUGCAGAAUUGAAGCCUGGAACAGAUUCUUGGUUGGUAGCAUGCAAAAAGGUUACACAUGCACUUGAACAGUAUGGUUGUUUUAUAAUAGAAUACGAUAAAUUUCCAUUACAACUUCACAAUCAAGUGUUUUCCCUCUUGGAAGAACUGUUCCUUCUCCCAACAGAAACGAAAAUGAAGAACCGAUACGAAAAGCCCUUGAAUGGCUAUGUCGGACAAAUCCCCAAGCUACCUCUCCAUGAAAGCUUGGGCAUCGAUAACGCUACUUCUAUAGAGGGAACUCGGUUCUUCACCAAUUUAAUGUGGCCCCAAGGAAAUGAUCGUUUCUGUGAAUAUAUUUCCAAGUAUGCAAAGGUAGUAGCGGGGUUGGAUCAAAUGGUGACCAGAAUGAUAUUUGAGAGUUAUGGUGUGGAGAGAUACCAUGAUGCUUAUACUGAUACAACAACCUACCUUCUACGGCUGCUGAAGAAUCGAGCUCCACAGCAAAGUGAGCCUACUCUAGGGUUUAUUACUCAUACUGACAAGAGUUUUACGACGAUACUUCAUCAAAACCAAGUCAAUGCUUUAGAGGUUGAAACAAGGGAUGGGAAUCGGAUUAAUGUUGACUUCUCAUCUCCUUCCUCCUUUGUGGUCAUUGCGGGCGAUGCACUCAUGGCAUGGAGUAACGACCGGGUACUUUCUCCAAGACACCAAGUAGUAAUGAGCGGGAACAUAGACAGAUAUUCACUGGGGCUAUUUGCCUUCAACAAUGGAACAAUUCAAGUGCCUGAAGAGCUUGUUGACGACCUACAUCCCCUCAAAUAUAAUACCUUCGACCAUUUGGGGCUCCUUCGCUUCUAUCGCACAGACGAGGGAUACAACUCCAAAUGUCCUAUUAAAGCCUAUUGUGGUGUUUGAUUUUCUUUAUAUAUAUAUAGAUAUAGUUGAUGUAAUAAUAGAACUUUGUCGUGUGAAAUCUCUAAUGUCUAGUUCGUAAAUUCCUAGGUGUGGCUCUGGUUCCGCAUAUGUCCUCAAACUUGUAUGAAUGCUGCAAUGGCUUUGUAAACUUUUAUAUUGCAAUAAUAAAGGACUUCAAAAAAUUGG
Gossypium arboreum is the source of this 1151-nucleotide messenger RNA. RefSeq names its product probable inactive 2-oxoglutarate-dependent dioxygenase AOP2. The transcript is spliced from 3 exons. The record is from RefSeq and is a predicted model, not a curated record. NCBI's taxonomy places the organism in Eukaryota, Viridiplantae, Streptophyta, Magnoliopsida, Malvales, Malvaceae. Gene Ontology annotation, molecular function: dioxygenase activity. The coding region runs from base 24 to 965 and encodes 313 amino acids.